AUGGGUGAAGUUGCGAAAAUAAAAAAGUUCCUGGUUGAAGCCAGGUACCACCAGCAGGAUGCCUCCAGCAUCGACAUGAUCAAUUUGAUGAAGCAAUAUAAAGGACUGGUGUCUAACCUCGAGCCUUACGUCUUCAACGACGGCUCCUGCCGCAAGUUGAUCAACCUUGGAGGAACCAUUCCUGUCCGCUACAAAGGCAACACGUACAACAUACCUGUUAAGAUCUGGCUAAUGGACACGCACCCUUUCAACUCGCCAAUAUGCUAUGUCACACCCACGGCGGAUAUGUGCAUCAAAGUUUCUAAGUUUGUCGACCACAAUGGAAAAGUUUACCUGCCUUACCUCCACGAAUGGGACGCCUCAAAAUCUAAUUUGCUUGGCUUGGUGCAAGUGAUGAUUGUCGUUUUUGGGGAGCAGCCGCCGGUUUACACAAAGGCAAAGGCUCCGUACCCAACUCAGCAGCCGAUGGCAGGGUCAAACCCGCCAUACCCUGUCUUUUCGUCGAACAACCCUCUGCCGUAUCCGUCAAUGCCUCAGCCAGCGAUGCCUCAAGCGAGUGGCUAUCCUUGCGGGCCAACCCCUUACCCGCCAGUCUCCUCCGACACGGGCUACCCCCCUGCCUAUCCCUCCUCUGCAAACUCUGGGUACCCGCCACCUUAUCCACCCAUGCAGUCGCAGCCCUCGCCGAUGACGAGCUCACCAUCUGGCUACCCGCCGUCCACCAGUAGCGGCACCAUCACUGAGGAACACAUCAGGGCCUCGCUGCUCUCAGCCGUCGAGGACAAACUGAGACGGCGGCUCCGAGAGCAGUUUUCGCAGGGCACCGCCGAACUGGAGACGCUGAGGCGCACCAACAUGGAGCUCAUUCAGGGCAAGAGCAAGCUGGAGGGGCUUGUCGGUCGCUUGGAGAAAGACUGCUCUGAGCUGGAAAAGGCGAUUUCGGUUCUUGAGGAAAAGGAGGCUGAAAUGGACAAGGGUUUGGGAAAACUAUCGGCUGAAGAGCCACUGGACAUUGACGAAGCGGUCACAACCACCGCGCCGCUUUACAGACAGCUACUGAACGCGUUCGCAGAAGAAUCUGCCAUUGAAGAUGUCAUUUAUUAUCUGGGCGAAGCUCUGCGAAGAGGACGCAUCGACUUGGAAUCAUUUCUCAAACAAGUGCGAGCUUUGUCUCGAAAGCAAUUCAUGCUUCGCGCGUUGAUGAAUCGGUGCCGACAAAAGGCUGGACUUGCUGGUUAAUUUACUGGGUUAUUGCUAUCAGCUUUUUAUCAAUUUAAUUUAACGAUUAUGUAUUUAAAAAGUCAAGCAUCCGCUAUACAAAAACCUAUCAUUGAUUAUGGUUCUCAUAUUAGGAUAUACUGUACAUAUAUUUUGUAAGCAAAAAUAAACCUAGAUGCCAUUACGAAAACGCCAAUGUUCUCUUUGAGUUAAA
This is a messenger RNA of Cloeon dipterum, 1432 nucleotides long. RefSeq names its product tumor susceptibility gene 101 (gene TSG101). The transcript is spliced from 3 exons. The record is from RefSeq and is a predicted model, not a curated record. Bases 1 to 1239 code for a protein of 412 amino acids. NCBI's taxonomy places the organism in Eukaryota, Metazoa, Arthropoda, Insecta, Ephemeroptera, Baetidae. Gene Ontology annotation, cellular component: ESCRT I complex. Gene Ontology annotation, molecular function: ubiquitin binding. Gene Ontology annotation, biological process: protein modification process; protein transport; endosome to lysosome transport.